Molecule: messenger RNA, 886 nt
Organism: Daphnia magna
Lineage: Eukaryota; Metazoa; Arthropoda; Branchiopoda; Diplostraca; Daphniidae
Product: eukaryotic translation initiation factor 3 subunit K
Exons: 4
Coding region: 102-752 (216 amino acids)
Biological process (GO): regulation of translational initiation
Cellular component (GO): eukaryotic translation initiation factor 3 complex; cytoplasm
Molecular function (GO): ribosome binding; translation initiation factor activity
Source: RefSeq, a predicted model, not a curated record
AACACUGCCUUUUCCUAAGCGUCUUCUGCUAGAGGCACAUUUUCGUCAUCCGUCAAAAGUUUUGUUCCCGUUGUUAAUUUUUUCCUUUAUAAUUCAUAAAAAUGGCUGAGAAAAUGAGGACGGAAAUUGCUUCCAUGCUCCAAGGAAUUGAAAGGUACAAUCCAGACAAUCUUCAAAAGCUAGAACGCUAUGUAGAGAUGCAAGCGCAAGAAAAUAUUUACGAUCUUGAGGCGAACUUGAGUGUACUGCGACUAUACCAGUUUGGUCCAAAUUUCUACCGUAGUAACAUUGUAAACCUAAUCUUGCUAAAAGCAAUGACUAAUUUACCACACACAGACUUUUUGCUGUGUAAAUGCCUUCUGACUCAAGACAGGUUGGAGGAACCUCAAGUAAGCAGAGUAAUGGUCCUUGCUGACUUGCUAGAAACUUGCAAAUUUAAGCAGUUUUGGGAAGAAUUGGCUAAAUGUGGUGACCUGAUAAUCACUGUCCAAGGAUUUGAAGAUGCAAUUAGGAAAUUUGUUGUUCAUGUUGUCAAUAUCACCUACCAAACGAUUGAAGUUCCAGUCUUGAAAGAACUUCUGGGCAAUGUCAAUGAUCAAGUUUUAAAACAGUGGGUCGGCAAAUGCAGUUGGAAGGACCUUGGCAAUGGACGUGUAUUUAUUACAUCGCAAGAAGAUUUGGUUAAGACCAAAAAUAUCACCGAGAAGAUUGAAUUUGAAAAUGUGGCUGGAAUUAUGGCACAUUGUAUUUAAGAGAACGGUUCUUCGCCAAUUCACAACGCGAAAAAGGAGAAAAAUAAAAAAAAAAACAACAACAAACAAACAAUUCCAAGGGCAGUGUAUUACCGUUUUGAAACAGCUCCGUAUACACAGUUGUCAUGUUUGAA